GACUCUCCCUUUACCGUCCCUUCGCUUGCGUUUCUCUUUAACCGUCUCCGCUGUAACAGUUUGUCUUUUCUCUCUGCUUUUUUUUUUUAGUUGGAAUCAGUAUUUCUUUGCUUAAGAUUCCGAAUCAGGUUCCGGUUGGAAUUUUAUGAUCGAAAACGAAUCAUUUUUGUUCAAUCCGUUUUAUUCUCAUUUAACAGUUUUGAACUUCAGAACCCGAGUUGAGUUGAGCUGGAUUCUGACUCAGUUUUUCCUUUGCUGAUUUUCAACGGGGUCAGCAGCUGGAAGUCUCUGAAAUGGGAGUUUUCAGAUCCAAAAUAAAAAACUUGAAGGAAAAUUGAAUUAUAAAAUUAAACUCUUACCUUAAAAUCAUUUAAUUCUUGAUUGUUAAUACCAUGGCGAUCGGGAUAUUGAGCUCUGUUUUAGCAAGGUCAGGGACGAUUUUAGGCUCUGAUCACAGCUCAGUAGUUUCAAUGAACUUAUUCGUGGCGCUUCUUUGUGGGUGUAUCGUGAUCGGUCAAUUGCUAGAGGAAAACCGAUGGAUGAACGAGUCCAUUACUGCCCUUGCCAUUGGGUUUUGCACUGGAGUUGUAAUUUUUCUUACAACAGGAGGAAAAAGCUCUCAUCUUUUAGUUUUCAGUGAAGAUUUGUUCUUUAUUUAUUUGCUUCCACCUAUUAUUUUUAAUGCGGGAUUCCAGGUGAAGAAGAAGCAAUUUUUCCGCAACUUUAUGACUAUCAUGCUGUUUGGUGCAGUUGGUACUUUAAUAUCGUUUGGCAUCAUAUCUUUAGGUGCCAUACAAUUUUUUGAGAAAAUGAAUAUUGGUAAUCUCAACAUAGGAGAUUAUCUUGCAAUUGGCGCAAUAUUUUCUGCUACAGAUUCUGUUUGCACUUUGCAAGUGCUUAAUCAGGAUGAGACACCUUUAUUGUACAGUCUGGUUUUUGGGGAGGGAGUUGUCAAUGAUGCCACAUCAGUGGUUCUUUUCAAUGCAAUCCAGAGCUUUGACCUUUCUCACAUCAACUCUACCAUUGCAUUGCAAUUUGUUGGAAACUUUUUGUACUUAUUUACUUUAAGUACUUUGCUGGGAGUUUUGGCUGGACUGCUUAGUGCUUACAUUAUUAAAAAGCUCUAUUUUGGAAGGCAGUCUACUGAUCGCGAGGUUGCUCUUAUGAUACUCAUGGCUUACCUCUCAUAUAUGCUGGCUGAACUUUUCUAUUUAAGUGCAAUUCUCACUGUAUUCUUUUGUGGGAUUGUUAUGUCCCACUACACGUGGCAUAAUGUUACUGAAAAUUCAAGAGUGACAACUAAGCAUGCUUUUGCCACUCUUUCAUUCGUUGCUGAGAUCUUUAUCUUCCUCUACGUUGGAAUGGAUGCCUUGGACAUUGAGAAGUGGAGAGUUAUUAGUGAUAGCCCUGGAAAAUCAGUUGGGGUUAGUGCAAUUCUGUUGGGCUUGAUUCUUGUUGGAAGAGCAGCCUUUGUUUUCCCUUUAUCCUUCAUAUCCAACUUGACUAAGAAAGCUCCAUGUGAGAAAGUUGACUUUAAACAGCAAUUUACCAUUUGGUGGGCUGGUCUUAUGCGUGGUGCUGUCUCAAUGGCACUUUCUUAUAAUCAGUUUACCAGUUUAGGUCAUACUCAGUUGCGAGGGAAUGCAAUGAUGAUAACCAGCACAAUCACAGUUGUUCUUUUCAGCACAGUGGUUUUUGGAUUGAUGACUAAACCAUUAAUUAGAAUCUUGCUUCCUUCCUCAAAACAUCUCAUGAGAAUGCUUUCUUCCGAGCCAACUACUCCUAAAUCAUUCAUAGUGCCGCUUCUUGGCAACAGGAAUGAAUCGGAGGCUGACCAAAGCAACCAUAAUGUACGCCGACCAACCAGCCUAAGAAUGCUGUUGAGCACUCCUUCCACCACCGUGCAUUAUUAUUGGAGAAAAUUCGAUGACACCUUCAUGCGACCUGUCUUUGGAGGAAGGGGUUUCACACGCUUCGUACCUGGAUCACCUACCGAACAAAAUGUUGAUCAAUGGCAAUGAAAAGGAAGUAGCAGCAAAGAUAUACAGGUACCGAAUACUACUAAAUUUAUAAAGUUGUAGGAUAGGGCAAUGAAGCCGGCUUUCCGUGUGAAGUUUUUCAGGUUGAUUAUAACAGCAUUUUGGUCCAGCAUUAGCUGCUUAUUAUUUGAUGGCACUCCUAUAUUGGUUAUUAUCUCUCAAUGUGAUUAUAUUCCUGACAUCGUUUCUGGUUUUUGUAUCUGAU
Molecule: messenger RNA, 2244 nt
Organism: Durio zibethinus
Lineage: Eukaryota; Viridiplantae; Streptophyta; Magnoliopsida; Malvales; Malvaceae
Product: sodium/hydrogen exchanger 1-like
Biological process (GO): regulation of intracellular pH; sodium ion import across plasma membrane; potassium ion transmembrane transport
Cellular component (GO): plasma membrane
Molecular function (GO): sodium:proton antiporter activity; potassium:proton antiporter activity
Source: RefSeq, a predicted model, not a curated record